Thermochaetoides thermophila DSM 1495 is the source of this 1074-nucleotide messenger RNA. RefSeq lists its product as uncharacterized. Bases 1 to 1074 code for a protein of 357 amino acids. Gene Ontology annotation, molecular function: methyltransferase activity. The record is from RefSeq and is a predicted model, not a curated record. The transcript has 10 exons. NCBI's taxonomy places the organism in Eukaryota, Fungi, Ascomycota, Sordariomycetes, Sordariales, Chaetomiaceae.
AUGCCCGAAAGACCCUCCUGUCCCGCUUGGGCUCCCGCACCUGCAGAGCAGCCGUCGACUGCUGCCGCGGGUGCCACUGAUCUGCCGCAGAAUUUUGCUACCCUCGAGGCCGAUGACGCCAAUGACAAUAGUGAUGUGGAUUCUGUGAUUACUACGGGAAAUCUCAGCGAGACUACCUCCGUAGCCUCGAGCAUCUACAGGUUCCGUGUUGAGAAUGGGCGGACGUACCACGCUUAUAAGGCCAACGAGAACGAUUACUUCCUCCCCAACGACGAGCGUGAGAACGAGCGCCUUGAUCUCCAGCAUGCUAUCACCCUCAAGGUGCAGCACAACAAGUUGUACAUCUGCCCUGCGGGCAAGGACAAGCCGUUGCGCCGCGUGCUGGAUGUUGGGUGUGGUACGGGCAUCUGGUCGCUUGACUUUGGUGAUGAACACCCCGAAACCUCUGUCGUCGGUGUUGACCUCUCCCCCAUCCAGCCUUCUUUCGUUCCCCCCAACGUAGAAUUCUUCAUCGACGAUGUUCAAUCCCCCUGGACCUACAGCUCGCCGUUCGACUUCAUCUACAUGCGCUACCUGACCGGCUCCAUCCGCAACUGGCCUGCCUUACUCCAGCAAGCCUACGAACAUACUUCGCCCGGCGGCUGGAUCGAGAUCUGCGACCCGGUAAAUCCCUGCAUCAGUGACGACGGGACUCUAACAGAAGACUCGGCGCUGCUGAAGUGGAAUCGGUUGUUGGUGGAGGGAAGUAAUAAGCUUGGCGCUAGCAUGGAGGCAAUACAUAACAUGAAACGAUGGGUCGAGGAGACCGGAUAUGUGAAUGUGACAAAGGUGGAGUAUAAGUGGCCUAUCAAUGGGUGGCCGAAGGAUCAGCAUUUUAAGGAAGUUGGCCUCUGGUCCUACGAAGCCAUCUCCUCCGGCCUGCAGGCGCUCAGCCUGUUCCUGUUCACUAAGGUGCUGGGCUGGUCGGUCGAAGAGGUGGAGACGUUCCUGGUGGAUGUGAGGAAGGAUUUGAAGAAUAAGAAUAUCCAUGCUUACUGGCCUGUAUAUGUCAUCUACGGCCAGAAGCCGGAGUAA